Messenger RNA from Alnus glutinosa, 1197 nucleotides. RefSeq lists its product as uncharacterized. The transcript is spliced from 4 exons. Lineage: Eukaryota; Viridiplantae; Streptophyta; Magnoliopsida; Fagales; Betulaceae. The coding region runs from base 1 to 1197 and encodes 398 amino acids. The record is from RefSeq and is a predicted model, not a curated record.
AUGCCUCGGACUUGGCAGUUGUUGCGACCUGACCGAAGUGACCCCCCUUCGCUCACUGUAUCCGAACUGGAGGAUGUUAAGGAGAUAAGUGGGUGGUCCGCUGCCAGAGUCAAGGCCGACAAGUUUGAAGAAGUCGAUUUUGACAAUCUCGUCACCGAGGAGAAUAUGAGGCAGUUUCUCGGAUAUGACAUUCCGAGAGAUAAACAGUUAAUCACCAAGAGGGGAGCUGUCAAGAAGAGGAAUGAAGCCCCUCCAUCCCCGAGACCUAUGACUAAGAAGAGGUCACCUGAGGAAGUUCUCGGGGAUGUUCCUGCACAAAAGAAACAGAAGAUUCCUUUGGCCGCCUCGGGUGCGAGGAGAACUCCUCCUUCGGCUCCAUCACCUAGGGGGGUGCCGGGAUCUGCUCCUGGAACUCAAAGUCCCGAUCAACCCGAAACAACUCCCCAUGUUGGAGUGGCUGAGGAGUCUCGGAUCGAAUCCGAGAACGUUACUCCUGAAGCUGGCGUGCUCCCCGAGACUUCUACUAGGAGCGAGUCUCGUGCUGAGGCCAGCCCAAGUACCGGGGCUGUACCUCAAGUGGGUCCUAGCUCUUCCUCCAGGAUGACUGCCCUCUGGCAGAAGUGCGAAAAUUGUCCUGCGCCUCCGCCCACUCCUUCCCCCGAAGUUCAAGCCCGCAUCUCGGGUUUAGAGGAUGAAGUUGCGGCGCUGAAGUCUCUUCUUCAGUCCAAGGACGAGGAACUCGCGUCCCGGGAAUCAAUUAUAUCCGAGAUGCGUUCUGCUAACGCUCGUUUGAGUAACGAAGUGGCGGAGGCCAACGGUCGAUACGCUCGCUCUAUUGAAAGUCUUUCUUCCGAGCUGGAUCGUGCGGACCAAUUGUCUAUUCGUUUGUCGGCUGUGCAGAAUGAAUGCUCCGAGGCGUGCAAGAAUGCGUUGAGUGCCGAGGCUGAAAAGGACAAACUCAAAGAUGAGGUUGAAAGACUUACAGCCGAGAGGGAUAAAGCUCUCAAGGCGCAGGAUCACUCGGAGAGUCUCUUGAUUCGUCUCAGGGCUAGAUAUGACGCCGAUCGGGCAAAGCUUAAACAAGAAGCCAUUGACGAGAUGGAGGAGUUUGGUAAGGACUUCAUGCCCGACGUUCCGAAUUGGGGUCUUGACGCGCCAGUUCCCGAAGAAGACCCUCUUGACGAUCCUGCUAGCUAG